Cryptococcus amylolentus CBS 6039 is the source of this 4023-nucleotide messenger RNA. RefSeq lists its product as hypothetical. Bases 1 to 4023 code for a protein of 1340 amino acids. Lineage: Eukaryota; Fungi; Basidiomycota; Tremellomycetes; Tremellales; Cryptococcaceae. The record is from RefSeq and is a predicted model, not a curated record. The transcript has 6 exons.
AUGAACCCUCCCCAAGCCCCUGGGCAGAACUACAUUCCACUCCCCACCCCACACUUAGCCUCCGCCGGGCCUAUCGUAUACGAUGAAGGAUCCAUGUACGGGUCCCUCUCUUCAGGCGAUUACGAAGCCUAUAAACGGCGGCACGCCAACUAUAAAGACUGGCGGCAAGAAGUGCCCGUCAAGAAGAUCCGUCCCGAGGUCGGCAGUGGGACGGGGAGCUCGCAGAGCUUUGGAAAACAGGUUGGGGUUGGAAGUGCGGAUUGGGCGUGGAGAGGGGGCAGUGACAGUGAUACGGGGACGGUGCCGACGACUGUCGUGGACAGGCUGAGGAGGGAGAGAGAUCAGGUUUUGGAGGCACAGGGGGUGAAGUAUGAUGAGCCGCCUCCGCCACCAGCACAGGUCAUCAGACAGCCUGAGCAUCAGAGGUCUGUCCCUGUUCCACCUGCCGAGAAUCCGCCACAGCCUUCGCAAUCAACCCAAGCACCAUCUCAACGUCCACGACCUCCUACUCGACAAGUCUCUUUCAGACAGGAGAUCUCUCCCAUCAUUGCCCAUCCUACCCCCGUCCCCAUUCAGACCCUUCCCCCUGCCCCUGCUCUCGCUCUUGCUCUUGCCCGGUCCUCGUCAAAACAGCACUCCAUGUCCGGGCCAAGCCAGGCUACCAGAAAGACAUCCGACCUCGCCGCCGGCCCAGCCUCUACCCCUUCUCCAACCGCGACGGAUACGCAUGCUGAGAGAGAAGCGUAUAUUCGAAGCGCUACGGAUCUGCCGUUGGAGAUGCUUGUCAAAACGCAGAAUGGCGGGACGGGCAGACAUCCUUCUGUACCUGCGAACAGCCGGGGUGGUAUUUCGAAGAAAGGCUCGAGUCGUUCGACCGGGUCGGGGUCAGGGGGUUUGAGGAGGGGAGAGGAUGGAGGGAGGAGUUUGGGAAGCGCUGGUGCGAGGUUGGAGAGGGGUGGGAGGGAUAAUCUUGGAAGCAAUAAGAGCAAAGUGUCUCUCAACGAGCGCAAGAUAGAUGCGAGAAGUCUGGGUAGCGCAGGGGGUCGGGUAGAGCGUUCGGCUACAGAUGGCGCAAAGGCAAGGAGUUCGGCAAGCCAGAGAGAGCAUCAAUAUCAAGGGUCGAACUUUCUACCUGUCCCCGGUGCUGCACCUACAACGAACGCCGCCCCCUCCGAAGCUACCAUCCACAAAGCCGCCCGACACCCUCUUCCCUCCUCAAAGCCGUCCAGCAACAACACCGUCCCAUCUGUCCCGAAUGGGGUCAAGAUUACAAAGAGUCGAGAAACGACGCUCCUCGAACCGCCUAUAGGGAGGCAAGAAGAUACCAAGGUGCCAAUCUCAGUCAAAACCGCCGUCGGUAGUACAUUACCACCUUCCAAACCGCCCACACAGGGUACCAUAGCCCAAGCUACCCGAGUGCCCCUUCCGUCUAGUACUCUGCCUUUAGCACCAAGUAGUCGGCAGCCUACCGUUCCCGAUGCUCCCACUGCCCCGAGGACAGAAGAACUCGCUGCUCCGGCUUUCAUGAACCCUUCUCAGGUGUCUCUACAGCAUUCAACCACAAAGAUGUCGGCGCCGACGCAUAGGCAGCAGAUGCCUUUACCGCGCCCGGCUUUGACGCCAAGGACGUCUUAUGAUGCGAUCGGUGCGGGGUAUCAGAAUGGGACUGGGAGCGGGAGGAGGGCGGAGAGUUUGGUGACGAGGUUUGAGAAAGGGUUGGCGAGUCCGGACAAUGGGAUUAGAGUGAUGGGUACACCCAAGAGUAGUCAGGUGGAUAUCUCAACCGAAACUCCUCCCGAUAGAGCAUCGACUUUGAAGCCGACGCAUCAGCCUUCUCAGCGCUCUGUCCGGUCUGGGCAAAGUCUUGCACCUCCGCCGCAAAAUGGACAUGGGGCAGGAGGGAGUCAUUCAAGUCUUCUGCUGCCUAUCGCCCCCGGGGGUACGUCUGAUGGGUCUCAGAUGCCGCUGCAACCUGCGCUAAAUCGACAGCCGAGUCAUUCGUCAAAUCGGAAUCCGCCGAGUCACGGACCCGGUCCCGUACCAGACCCUCGCUCAAGCCAGACGUUUCUGGCGUCCAAAGAAGCGACAGACUACCCGACGCCCCGCCCGAGAGAAGGCCACGACUUUGGCCACCAUCCUCAACCAGCAGUAUCUCAACCCUGGAACCAACGCUUCUCUACAGAGUGCGCACCUAUCUAUGCUGAGCAAUACUUAGACGUGCCUUCUCCUACGUACUUGGAUAAUCACGGGGACAGUCCUGAUGUCGUCUUUCUACCCUCGGGUGCGCCUUCGAGCUCGUUGAGGUCUGAUGAAGAGCAGGUGGCGAUUGAAGUACCACCGGGCUCCAAGCGACGCCUGAGAGUGACUCUCAAAUGGCUGAACGACCCGCAUGGGAGUAGACGGCAGAGUCGGUUAGAGGCUGUGAAUGAGAGUCCGAGAAGUGAUAGACCACCGGCUGUACCGCCGAAAGAAGGCCUGUUUCGACAAAGUAGUCGGGCGAGCCAUCGUCAGAAUGGACAGCCUUUACACGAUACGUCAUACUUGAACGGGUCUCCUCUCCCUCCCGCGCACGAGACUCUGGAUUCCCAUCGCCCCCACCACGAGCAGCUACCUGUUGAUGCUGAUUACCCGCAUCAAUCGGCAAAACAGCCUUACGCUUCGCAUGUCCAAGAGAACGUCUACCACAAUCCCCACAAUAACACUUCUUUCAACAAUGUGAAUAACACCUAUCAACCAGGUGCUACGCAAGCACAAGCCGAACAAGCAUACAACAUGCAAAUGCCUUUUGCGUUCAAUCAGCCGCAGGGAGCUUGGAAUUACCGGACGGCACAAGGAGGUGGUGUGGGGGAGGAGGACGAUGUCAAUCCUGACGGGCAGAGUAUCGACCCCUCGGAGGAUGGAAGCCCGAGGAUGGGGAUUAUGGGAAUGCCGUAUAUGAUGGGUAGGAUGGCGUAUCCUCAGCCGCAGCAGCAGGAGGGACUCCGGGGGCAGCAGCAAGGAGGUCGGCCUCAGCGUUCAGGUUUCUUUCGGCUGUUAAGAAGGAACUCUACUCCCCGAGGUCAAGGUGUGCUGAGAGAGGGCUGGGAUGAUGAUGGCAAUUCGAUCAAUCGCUGGAAGAGGAAGGUCCCUCUAGGACGGGCACCUACAGCAGCACCACUUCCUCGACCUACGAUCGCUCCUUCGUAUGCCCCUCGCAUGUUUGACAGGCCGCAUACGCCUACCCCGUGGCCUGUAUACCGCCAGUUUCCUGAUCAGACAUGGUGGAGCUCGGUAUUUCGGAACAGGGGCGGAGAGAGCAGAUAUCCCUCUCCCCUGCGACUUGGAAAGGGCAGAAGAGUUGCUUCGCCUGCUCCUCCUCUCGAAUUCCAGCACGCCCGACACGAGCCUUAUUAUUCCACCUUUCCUGCUCAACCCCCUUCUCGUUAUCCGAACGAUGAAAUCCGUCCUCCAGCCUACCACCAACCGGGGAACGAAACGAAAGAUCAACGAGCCUACCCUUCUCCGCGGGCGCAGAACCAAGCAAAUUUGCGGGACAAGGAGCGCCGAAAGGCUGAUAGGGAUGCGAAGAGACGGGAGAAGGAAGAGAUACGGUACAAUAAGCGGCUGAGAAGGAAUGAGCGGGAGAAACGAGGGUUGACAGGCAAGGAGGGUGGCCCGGGCGGGCGUAAGGGUGGCGUGGAAGGGAGGGGUAGGACGAUGCCGAUGGUCGGGGACUGGGUGUCGAAAGUGAAGCAGGAUAGCGACAAAAUCCAGCAGCCUCACCGCUCUGGAACCCUCACAGACUACAUUCCCUGGCGUACAACUGGUCACGCGUCCAACGACAACAACGCUGCCCGACUGCGUCGAAACCCAAGCACGCCGCGGAAAGCUGAAGAUGUAUUGGGGACCAAGAAGAACAAGACUGGGAGUGGUUCUGGAAGUGGAGGGGCGAUGGAGAUGUUGAAGAAGGGGUUGUUGCUGGGGAAGAAGAGCGAGGGGAAGUUGAUCGGAAAGACCAGGCCCCAAGAGAGAGGAAAGAAGUGA